Molecule: messenger RNA, 1269 nt
Organism: Drosophila rhopaloa
Lineage: Eukaryota; Metazoa; Arthropoda; Insecta; Diptera; Drosophilidae
Gene: Cpr31A
Product: cuticle protein
Exons: 2
Coding region: 134-1198 (354 amino acids)
Cellular component (GO): extracellular matrix
Source: RefSeq, a predicted model, not a curated record
GUCGUUCCCAGAGUCGAGCGGAUACGUAGUCGUCAGUCUCCAAUCGCAGUUAGCAGCUUCCUGUGCGGCACGUGCCAUUCUCCAGUUCGUCCUCCAGCAAUCCCAGUCCAAAGGAAGUGAUUCCACUUUGACAAUGGCAGGCAAACACCUGAUUGCAUUCUCCCUUCUGGCCCUCGCUGGAUCCUGUCGUGCAGGAUUCGCGGCCACCUAUGCCGGUUACCAUCCCGCUUAUGCCACCUACCAGGCUCCGGCUGCAGUCUACCAUGCCGCUCCAGUGGCCCAGGCUGCCGUCUACCAUGCCGCUCCAGUGGCUCAUCCUGCUGUCUAUCACCAGGCGGCUCCGGUCUUCGCCAAAACGGUGGUGCCAGCUGCUCCCGUCUACACCAGGUCCUAUGCCCUGCCAGCCCCAGUUGUCAAGACGGUGGCUGCACCUCUUUCCCUGCCCGUGGCUGCUCCAGUGGUGAAAACCUUGGCUGCUGCUCCCGUGGUUGCUGCUCCCGUGGUUGCUGCUCCAGUGGUUACUGCUCCAGUGGUUGCUGCUCCUGUGCUGAAACAGGUGGAGCUGGAAUCCUCGCCGCGCUACGACUUCUCCUACGGCGUCCAUGACAGCAUCACCGGGGACAUCAAGAGCCAGGUGGAGACCCGUGACGGAGGCAACGUGGUGGGAUCCUACUCCGUCCUGGAUGCCGAUGGGUACAAGCGCACUGUGACCUACACCGCCGACGAUAUCAAUGGAUUCAAUGCGGUGGUUCAGCGGGAGCCAGUGGUGGCUGCCCGUGCCGUGGCUGCUCCCGUGGUUUCAGUGGCUGCCCCAGCUCCCCUUCCCGUCCAUGUGCCCGCCUCUCUGCCCGCUCCCAUCUACUACCCCCACCAGCAGGUGUUUGCUCCCCAGCAGCAGGUGCAGCAGGUCGCCGAGCAGCAGGGUGAGGUUGUGGACGCUCCUUCGGCCACUCAGCCGGAGCUGGAGCCCACGCCCAUCGACUACAACGAGGGUCAGGAGCAGCAGCAGCAGCAGCAAACCUAUCCCCAGGAUCAGCAGUUCCCGCCCUUCUCCCCAUCGGGGGAAUCUUCUCCUGCCCCCGACAGUGAUGAUUCCGACGUGGUGGAGGCCCGAUCUGCACCUGAAGCCAACAGCAGCACCACCUCCACCACUGCAGCUCCAGCUACGGAGCAAAACAACGGAGAGAAAUCGGCUUAGGAUUGGUUUUGACCGGAAAUAUUGUUGAAACAAAUGCGAAAAUAAAUACACAAAUUUGGGAAUAUAUAAAA